Messenger RNA from Symbiodinium sp. CCMP2592, 492 nucleotides. NCBI's taxonomy places the organism in Eukaryota, Dinophyceae, Suessiales, Symbiodiniaceae. The record is from the annotation of a GenBank genome assembly.
AUGCUCGGUAGCUACAAGCUCUUUGCCACUGCGAUUUGGGUUCCGCCUCUCUUCGCUUUCGCCGGCUUCCUCAUUAGCAGCCUCUACUGGGUGUUUGACAAUCUGCUGGCUGUGAAGGCAGAGGAUCGGUCACCGUCGUUGGUGCAAACUCUGGCUGCUGUUGCAUGCUUUACCGCCAACUAUUGGGCCAGUGGCUUCAUGUCAUCAAGCGGGCUGGGAACAGGUCUGAUCUCCUUCGUGCUGGCCCUGUGGGCUGUUGCCGCCUGGCGAGCCUUCGACGGCACGACCACCGGUCUCGUGGUCGCCGUGAUGACCGCUGUUGGCGGAACUCUCAUUGAGGUUUGUCUCAUCAAUGCGCCCUGGUGGGACCUCUACGCUUACUCGAAGGCCGAUCUCUGGGGAGUGGACAGCUGGAUUCCCUGGGUGUACUUCUGCGGCGCUCCGGCCGUGGGCAGCCUUUCCAGACUCAUCCGCAAUCGCGUGGCGCCGUAG